AUGGUCACGUAUCCUCACGCGGGCGGUCGCGUAAAACCACGGAAAGUGAAUUCACGCAUCAAUACAUUUUGGGUGGAAAAUAUCUCUAUAUCUAUCCCUCUAUAUCUAUCUAUCCCUUUAUAUCUAUCCCUCUAUAUCUAUCCUAUCUAUAUCCCUCUAUAUCUAUCCUAUCUAUAUCCCUCUAUAUCUAUCCUUCUAUCUAUAUCCCUCUAUAUCUAUAUCUAUCCUAUCUAUAUCUAUCCAUCUAUCUAUAUCUAUCCCUCUAUAUCUAUAUCUAUCUAUAUUUGUUUGGAUAGAGGCGUCGAGUGGAAGAAUAAGCAGCAGCAGCCGUCGCCUCGACCGAAUAAUUAUUACCCGCGGAUGCCAAAUGCAAUGCAGUCGCUACUAAGACAAAAAUAUCAUUUUCUUUUCUUUUCGAACUUUCUUUGCCAGGAACGUAUUAAUGUACACACACACACACGCACGCACGCACACACAAUAUCUAUCUAUCUAUCUAUCUAUCUAUCUAUCUAUCUAUCUAUCUAUCUAUCUAUCUAUCUCAGUUUAUUUUUUAUAUUUUUGUGCAUGUUCAUAUAA
Molecule: messenger RNA, 576 nt
Organism: Acanthosepion pharaonis
Lineage: Eukaryota; Metazoa; Mollusca; Cephalopoda; Sepiida; Sepiidae
Source: the annotation of a GenBank genome assembly